Salpingoeca rosetta is the source of this 1788-nucleotide messenger RNA. RefSeq lists its product as uncharacterized. The record is from RefSeq and is a predicted model, not a curated record. Lineage: Eukaryota; Choanoflagellata; Craspedida; Salpingoecidae. The coding region runs from base 14 to 1753 and encodes 579 amino acids. The transcript is spliced from 10 exons.
GCCAACAACCGCGAUGGCUGGAAGGACAACGCUUCUUGCUGGGAUGCUGGUGGUGGUGUUGCUGGUGGUGUUGUUGCUGGUGGUGUUGGUGGCGCCGCCUGCACUGGCGUCAUCGUCGUCGUCGCCGUCGCCGUCGUCGUGGCAGUGCUGUGAUGACGGAGCAAAGGCAACACUGGAGCAGGAAAGACACGAGGCUUUGGAUGGGAUGAGGGGUGAUGCGGCAGCAGCAGUGCCAUGGUGCAACUUUGCGCAGAAGUACACGACCUCUGAGCUGGUGAACGAUGCCGGGAGACGGGAACAGUUCAUCAAGGACGUCAUGCAUGCUGAGGGGAAGUUCCACCAGAGCGGCAUUGCGUAUCAUCCAGUGACGGCGAUGACCUUUGAUGGGCACCUUAUAGACUACGCGAGCGGGAAGCUGUAUCCUGGAGGCCUGCACAACUUCAGCAGCGGCGCCAAGGAUGCGCAGCAUCUGUCGAUCCUUGCGCUUGGGUUGGAUGGGCAGCCACGUGCGCUUGCAUACCUCAACAGCACGCUGAAACAACCAGUGUCCAUCCAAGACAUUCAAUUACACGCCAUGCACCUUAUUGACCUCAAGCUGACAGCCCUCGAAAAGUGGAACGCCAGUUUCCCGGGAUACGGCGGCUACCUGCCCUGGUUCUCGCACACGACCAACGGGGAUCUCGUGCCAGCACCUGGCUGGUCCAACCCAUAUCGCGUGCCAGCGCUGGACAAUGGGGAGUUCUACUGGGGCCUGUAUGCCGUGGAGGUUGCUCUGUCCACAUCAUCACUCCCGGGCGCGGCUCCACUGGCAGCAAGAUGCCGCCGAUAUUUGCGCUUGCUCCAAGACAACGCCGCCACCAUCUUCCUUACACACGAUGGCAAGACGCGGUGGGUGAGUGAGAUUGUGGACGUAACAACUGUGCCAACACGCAGCAACUACCGUGGUUCCGGCGACUAUGGAGAUCCAUUUGAGGGUGAACUGUUUACGUGGGUGCUGUAUUGGCACGCGCCGUGGUCAAAGCUGAACCUCUCACGUGAUGAUCUCUUUCUUCACAAGCACUCUUCCUUGCAAGCCGUCAACUUCACCACCAGCACAGGCCAGCCCAUUACCGUACAGCGUGGGUUCUGGUUCUCUUCCCACGAGCAGUGGAAGCUGCUUAUGCUACCUUAUCUGCAUCUCCAACGCGUUGCGCGUGUGUUUGCAAACUGUGAGCGCGCCCGCACCGUCAACAGCGCCGAGAAACGAAUCCCAGGCCUCUACGCAUGCAUCAACGACGUCACAAAUGGAAGCGAGGCCAUUCCCGAUUACAUUUCGUACACGGGCAUCCCCUCGAUCGCCAUGGAGAACAGCACGAUGUGGCGAUAUGACGUGGUGACACCGUAUGCUGCGUUUCCCACAACACUCAUCAACGAGACUGUCGGAGCAGCGUGGUACCACACCAUGCUCCUCCCAAACAGAAUGCAGGGCCCAUACGGAAGCACAGAAGCCAUCAACAUCAACGGCACCGAAAUCAGUCCGCUCCUCACGUGGGACGCCAAGUCCCUCACGCCGUUGGCGUUCAUGGGUGGGGUUGCGGAUGUGGUUGCAAAGGGGCUGAGACGAGACAACCUGUACAGCAGCUUCUUGAACGUUACCUCCAGCUACUACGCCUCUGCCUUUGCCACCCCCUUGUCUGGGGAGCACGUGCCAUUUGCACUGCCGACUGCCACAGCACCAACAACGCCGCUCUCGCCUUUCACCGCCUGCCGCUGACUUGUCGAAAAUUGUACAAAAUACACAUAAUCGCC